AUUAGGGUUAAGUUGUCGUAUUUGUCUAUAAUUUCUUGGAACAUCAAUUAUUGUGGUUUUAGCCACAAUCUUAAGGUAUUUGAGGUUUUUACGACCACACAUGACAGUAAUUACCAUCAUGUCAGUCAAAAUUGUGUAUAAUUUUCUGUAAUAUUAGUUAUUGUGAGAAAAUUGAGACUCUAAUUGCAAUUUAAAAUCUUGAUCUUGAUGAAAUUCCAAACAUGAUGGCAACCGCAAUUUAUAACCUUCCUACACACCAUCUUUUGUUUUGCCAUUUGGAAACACUAUUUUCACCCCUUUUCCAAUGCUAGUGGUUUUCUCUCUCCCACAAAUAGAGUCAUAUUCAUUCAUCAUGUCACACCCAAAGGGAUAAAAGAAAAAACUUAAUAGUACAUGGGAGUUGAUGAUGAACAAGAGAUGGAGGAGGAGGAGGAGGAGGAGAGAGAAGAAGAGAAAAAGAAGCAUAAGCAGGCUCGUCCUUCUCUCUUCCCUAUUAGUGUGAGAAAGGGGUUUAGUGGUGAAAGAGUGAAGAGAGAUGAGUGGAGUGAAGGGGCAGUGUCAACCCUACUUGAGGCCUAUGAGGCCAAAUGGGUGCUAAGAAACAGAGCCAAGCUCAAGGGCCAUGACUGGGAGGACGUGGCGCGGCACGUGUCGUCACGUGCCAACUGCACCAAGUCACCAAAGACUUCAACGCAGUGUAAGAACAAGGUGGAGUCCAUGAAGAAGAGGUACAGAUCAGAAUCAGCAACAGCAGAUCAUGCAUCAUCAUCUUGGCCUCUUUAUUCACGGCUUGAUCUUCUUCUUAGGGGAACUGGGCCCGUCUUCUCGUCGCCGCCGGGGCCGCUGAUGGUGGCUGCGCCCAUGCCGCCUCUGUCGCCGGUGGAGCCGUCGCAACCGCUGGCUCCUUCAGGGCCACUUGCUAAUGCACAAAACUCGCAUGGAUCCAAUGGGGUUGAUGAGAAGCUUGCUAAGGAAGAUGGGUUAGGAACUAAGUCAUCUGAUCAAGUAUCUAGCAAGAAUCCAUUGGACACAGAUAGCAGCACGCCAGCACUUUAUAGCCAGAAGGAGGAGUUAAGAAGCAACAAGAGGAAGAAGAAAACAAUUGAUCACAACACAGGACGAAGAAGGAAAGAAUAUGUGGAGAUAGCAGAAAGUUUAAGAUGGCUAGCUGAAGCUAUGAUAAGGUCAGAACAAGCAAGAAUGGACACAAUGAAGGAGAUAGAGAGGAUGAGAGUUGAAGCUGAGGCCAAGAGAGGGGAAAUGGACCUCAAGAGAACUGAAAUUAUUGCCAAUACACAAUUAGAGAUUGCUAGGAUCUUUGCAAGUGUCAACAGUAAAGGUGUUGAUUCAUCUCUAAGAAUUGGAAGAAGUUAAUUAAGGGUAGGUUGUGGAAGCUAAUUAAUAAAAUGUUAUUAUUGUAAGUGCACAUAAAGUUAACAAAUAAUGCUAUUAAUUAAUAUAAUAAAAUUUGAGUAAAUAGUUUAUUUGCU
Messenger RNA from Glycine soja, 1490 nucleotides. RefSeq names its product trihelix transcription factor ASIL1-like. NCBI's taxonomy places the organism in Eukaryota, Viridiplantae, Streptophyta, Magnoliopsida, Fabales, Fabaceae. Gene Ontology annotation, molecular function: transcription cis-regulatory region binding. Gene Ontology annotation, cellular component: nucleus. Bases 394 to 1374 code for a protein of 326 amino acids. The transcript has 2 exons. The record is from RefSeq and is a predicted model, not a curated record.